AUGCAGCUUUCUUCUCCGGAAAUACUCCCUCUAGCGACUACCCCCAUGUCUCUAGAGGUUCCUGUUAUGGGGGAUGGUGUUAUUUCACAAGUUUCUGGUAGUAAUUUGAUUCUCGAUCCAGUUGUUCCUCCGGGUUUUGAAGGUUUCCCUCAGUCUGGCUCUAUUGGAUCUCCAGCUGCUUGGUCCUCUCUUUUCGAUCAGAAGAAGGAAUCGGUUAUCUCUGCUGAUAUGGAGUUCUAUUCUUACCCAAUUCUUGAUGUGAAGAAAAAUAUGGAUAUACCUUAUGAGGUUUUUAAUGAUGAUAUUCGUCAAUGUGAAGACAAAGUUAUUGGAGCUUUUGUGGGUAGACGUUUGCCGUUUAAUUGGGUGAGAAAUGCUGUAAACCGUGCUUGGAAACCAAAAGGUAAUCUUCAAAUGACUAUUCAUGGUGAGAGUAUGUUUAUUUUUGAUUUUCAAUCAGCUGAAGAUAGAACUCGUGCUCUGGAAAUGGGGUCUAUGUUUAUCUCUAAUAGAUUGUUCAUUAUCAAACCAUGGUCUAGGAAGGUGGAACAAGAAAUUGCUGAAUUAAAAUCUUUACCUGUAUGGAUGAAUUUCAGGAAUGUUCCUCUAUUUAUGUGGAACAAUAAGGGUCUGAGCAUGAUUGCUAGUUAUCUAGUUAAACCAAUUCAGAAGAUGGUGCACAAAUGGGUUCAGAAGAAGAAUACUACUUCUACAGAUGAGGAGGGUUGGAUUUCAAAAUCUAAGAAUGGUGCAAAGAAUAUUAAUAUAAAUAGUACUUCUUAUAAUGUUGAAGGUAGGAUUGCAAAGAAUGGUAAGAGAGUUAGAGACCCUACAGAAACUGGAUCCUAUACUUCAGAAGAAAAUGUGGCUUUUGAAAAUAAUGAAAGUGUUCAUCCAGUUAUGAUGGACCUUAGCAGUAAUACAGUGCAUGUUAAUUUAGAUAAUCCUGUUCUAAAUGAAGUCCCCAUUAUUCAGUUAAGAGAACAAGGAAAUCUUCUUAUAAAUAAUAAGUUUAUUCUACUUCAUAAGAUGAAUGAAGAUAGUUGCUUGAGAGUUCCUGAUUCAAAUAAGGAGAACAUCCAAGGGAAUAUUUCAGUUGAUGCUGAAAUUUCAAAUGAAGCUUCUAGUUACGGUUAUAGAUCUCAUUUUCAGAAGAAAGGAGCUCUUACACCACCAGCUUUAAACCUUUAUCCAAAGAUUGCAGACUUGAACAAGUCUGCUAGAGUUGAAACUCAUGUUCAGACUAUCAACAAAUCAAGAAUUAAAAAUAAUAUAAAUCCUUCUUGGUGUUUUCUUGACAAUGAUACUAAUAACUGUUUUGGAAGAAUUUGGGUUGGCUGGGACCCAAGUAUAAUUCAAGUUAAUCUGCUUCUGGAUUCUUAUCAAGCUUUAUUUUUAGAAGUUACUUCUGCUAGGCUGAAUUUCAUUGUUACUGUUGUUUAUGGAGAUAAUUAUUAUCUUAUAAGGAAUUAUCUAUGGGAUAUGAUUGUUUCCUUUGCUGCCUCAAAUAGCAAGCCUUGGGUUCUUAUUGGCGAUUUCAACUCAAUUCUUGUUCCUUCUCAUAAAAUUGGAGGUUCUCCCAUUUUACCUUAUCAUUAUGAUGGUUUUGCUAAUUGUAGCCAGAUGUCUCAAAUUAUGGAUCUCUCUUUUACUGGUUGUUUUUAUACUUGGACUAAUUGUCAGCAAGAUGGUGCUAUUAUCAGAUCAAAAUUGGAUAGAGUAAUGGUGAACUUGGAGUGGAUUCAACUGUUUCAACUGUCAAAAGCAGAGUUUCUCCUUCCAGGUAUCUCUGAUCACUCUCCUGCCGUUGUGACAAUUUGUGAGAAUAGAAAACAUGGCCCUCCUCUUUUUAGGUUUUAUAACUAUCAUUCUGAGGAAAUGUAUUUUCUGGAUGUGGUUAGAGUGUCUUGGACCUUAUCUGUGAGAGGCAACCCUAUGAUUAAAUUGGUUAAUAAGUUGAAGAAUGUGAAGGUAGAUCUUAUUAAAUUCAGGAAGUCUAGGUUCAAAACUAUAUCUGAGGAAGUGAGACUGGCUAAAGAUAAUAUGGAUUCUGCUCAAUUACUUCUUCAAACUCACCCUCUUGAUCAUAAUUUGGCUAGAAGAGAGAGAGUUUAUGUUGCUGAGUAUGUAAAAUUGGCUAAAUAUGAGGAAUGUGCUCUUAAAAAACAAUCUAGAGUUAAAUGGUUACAUUUGGGAGACUCUAAUAAUUCUUUCUUUCAUAACUCUCUCAAAGAGAGGAGUUCUAGGAAUAAUAUGCUUUUUCUCUAUAGUGGUGAUAAUGUUAAACUUACUGAAGACAAAGAUAUUGCUAAAGAAUGUGUUGAUUAUUUUUCUAAUCUUUUUGGUGGUGAUCAAGAGGAAAGUGGGCAUGAUGAUUUUACUAGUUUAAGGUUUGAGGCUUGUAUUAAACAAGAUGAUUUGAUGAUUUCAUUAAACCUGUUACUAGAGAGGAAGUAG
Papaver somniferum (opium poppy) is the source of this 2457-nucleotide messenger RNA. RefSeq lists its product as uncharacterized. NCBI's taxonomy places the organism in Eukaryota, Viridiplantae, Streptophyta, Magnoliopsida, Ranunculales, Papaveraceae. The coding region runs from base 1 to 2457 and encodes 818 amino acids. The record is from RefSeq and is a predicted model, not a curated record. The transcript has 3 exons.